Molecule: messenger RNA, 3367 nt
Organism: Paramormyrops kingsleyae
Lineage: Eukaryota; Metazoa; Chordata; Actinopteri; Osteoglossiformes; Mormyridae
Product: transcription initiation factor TFIID subunit 4-like
Biological process (GO): transcription initiation at RNA polymerase II promoter; DNA-templated transcription
Cellular component (GO): transcription factor TFIID complex
Molecular function (GO): DNA binding; protein heterodimerization activity; RNA polymerase II general transcription initiation factor activity
Source: RefSeq, a predicted model, not a curated record
UCAGGCCCACUCCCACAAUGCCCAGCAACACGCAUGCGCGUUGUGUACACGAAAAUUUGGACAGCGAUCUCAGAGCAAAGAUGGCGGGCACCUCCGACCCUCUGGAAGAUAUGCUCUUCUCCGAGGUGGACGAAAAAGCUGUAAGUGACUUAGUUGGCUCGCUGGAGUCGCAGCUUGUCGGCCAAAGCAAUCCAGCAGCCCCCCAAGCCGAAACCAGGAGUGCUGUGUCUACAGGCGCUGCCAAUCACCACUUAGGAAGAAUGCUACCUGCCCAAGUGGGCACUAUACUGGAACAGCAACAACAACAAGGACAACAUAAAGCUGCGCUAAAUCAGGAGCCCAACUCUAAAGAAAUCAGCUCCGAAAAAACUGUGAUGCCGUCUUCGCUCAGUUCCAUUGCACCUUUCGAGGAAGCUCCCAUCACUUCUGGGACCGGAGUAAAUGCGAGUAGCGGCUUGCAAUCACAUGGAGCAUCUAGUAACACAGCACUCUCUGCAUCUGGACUGGUAACUUUGCCAUCUCCGCUGGUCAGCGUAAACGCCGCUAAUAGGGGUUCUGUUCUGGGGUCGGGUGGGUCAGCGGCGGUCACGACGGAGACUGAUUCUGCAAAAAACCACAUCGCGUCCACCAUACGGACUGCCCCCGCGGGAAUACAGAGUUUAAACGGGAGCGACGGAGCGGCGGCGUUAGUUAGCUCUCCCACGAAUACCGCUAGUCCUGCUGCUGUUGCGGGUUUCCAGCCCGGAUCUGUAACCGUGUCUUUGGUUAAUAACGUAAACACUGUCGUUAGCAGCAGCGGUAGCGCCGUUAACUCGAGCCAGACUCUGUCGCCUUGCGUCAAUUCGACCACUUUUAGUGUGUCUCAGCCUGAUUUCCCAGCAUCACAGACCGCGGUUACUCCGGAUGGCACUGGAGGCACCCCUACUAUAGCCCUGCAAAGACUCCCGAGUCACAUCAUGGCCAAUAUUUCACAGAAUGGAAAUGGCACUACAGCCCCGGCGCUUGGGCAGCAGGGUGCACGCACGGGUCCCCCUGCAACUACGGGAAUUCCGCUAGUAAACCACAUUAAGAGCACGGAUCCGAGUAAUCCCAUGUCCGACUCCCCCGUACAGGCAAAAAUAACUGCAUCAAACCAGCCUGGCGUCGUCAAUUCAGCACCCAGCCCCAUCACCUCUACUGUAACAGUUCCUAACCCUACAACCACGCAGCUUCAAAGUUCCGCUGUUAGUUCGGUGCCCGCAUCCAGCAGCCCUGUAACUCUCACCGCCUUGGCGAAACCCACUGUCAACAUAGUAGGACAACCGGCGUCGACCACCGUGGGAAUGAUCAGAUCCGGCAACCCCACGUCGCCGGCAAUCAUAGCGUCGCCGGCGCAGCCACAGCAGCUCCGAGCAGGACUGGGUGCGACGCAGAGGAUCGUGUCACCGCAGCUGAUCGUCAGGUCUCCUCAGCCGCAGACCACCAUCCAGCUGCCUCCCGGUUUCACCAUCCCGCAGGGCAUGGUGCUGGUGCGUACUGAGAUGGGGCAGCUGGUGAUGGUUCCACAGCAGGCUCUGGCUCAGGCCCAGGCCCAGGCCCAGGCUCAGGCCCAGGCUCAAGCCCAGGCCCAGGCCCAGGGUCAGGCCCACAGCAACAUCUCCCCUCGACCUGCCACACCCACCACCGGGACCACCUUCAGAGUGACCACCACCCAGCAGGCCACUGUGACCUCGCAGGCCAUCCGGCCCGCUCCUCCCGCUCAGGCCAAGGUGCUGCCGUCUCCCACUGCAGCCGGCAGCCCCGCCCUCCAGGUGGCCUCGUCGGCAGCGGCUCCGAAGGCGGCCGUGAUCGGGGGCCCGGUGCCGGCUCCCCAGCAGCACCAGACGGUGAUUGCGGCGGGACAGAGCGCCCCUCAGACUGCUGUGCCCGCCCCCUCUGGCCCGGGGGCCUCCGUUAUCUCCCAGGAGAUGCAGGAGAAUGUGAAGAAGUGCAAGAAUUUCCUGGCCACCCUGAUCAAACUGGCGUCCCACAACUCACCCUCGCCGGAGACGUCCCGCAACGUGAAGGCUCUUGUCCAGGACCUCCUGGAUGCCAAAAUUGAGCCGGAGGAGUUUACGAAUCGGCUGCAGUCGGAGCUGAAGUCGUCGCCGCAGCCGUACCUGGUUCCCUUCCUCAAGAAAAGCCUCCCAGCCCUGAGGCUGUCGCUGCUGAACAGCCAGCAGUCCCUGACGCAGCCCCCCCAGGCCGUCCCGCCCGGGGCUGUCCCCGUCUCUGCCGCCGCCCCCGGCACGAUGCCCACCAUCGUCGCCAGCCCCGCCAUCAGGGUGCGGCAUCCCAACAGCAUGGCUGCCAGCGUUGCCACCGUCCCGCCUGGCGCUGUGCAAGCCAACGCGUCAGCCCUGGGUAUCAAGAGAGCAGGUGUUCAGGGCCCCCCAGUCAGGAUGCCUGUGGUUAUUACACAGGCCGUUCGAGCUCCAGGUGCAAUAUUAAAGGGGCCAGCAAUCCAGGCAAACAAAAGUGCUGUUGCCUUUGCUGUCCAAGGCUCAGCCAAUCAGAAAAACAAGCUGAACGACCCUGGAGGCGGUUCUUUCAGGGAUGACGAUGACAUCAACGACGUGGCCUCCAUGGCCGGGGUGAACCUGAACGAGGAGAGUGCCCGCAUCCUGGCCACAAACUCGGACCUUGUGGGCACGCAGAUCCGGUCCUGCAAGGACGAGGCCUUCUUGCCGCCGGGGAUGCUGCACCGGCGCAUCCUGGAGACUGCAAAGAAAUUUGGGGUGACCGAGGUGCCAGCGGAGGCCGUCAGCUUCAUCUCUCACGCCACGCAGGCCAGGCUGCGGACGAUGCUGGAGAGGAUGUCUGCCAUCGCACAGCACCGGAUGGAGACGUGUAAGGAUGAAGAGCAUCACGAGCAGUCGACGGACGUGCGGUCGCAGCUCCGCUUCUUCGAGCAGCUGGAGAGGCUGGAGAAGCAGCGGAAGGACGAGCAGGAGCGAGAGAUCCUGUUAAAGGCUGCCAAGAGUCGCUCCAGGCAAGAAGACCCAGAACAAGCCCGCCUGAAACAGAAAGCUAAGGAGAUGCAGCAACAGGAACUGGCACAGAUGAGGCAGCGGGACGCCAAUCUGACAGCGCUGGCAGCCAUCGGACCGCGGAAGAAGCGCAAGCUGGACUCGCCUGGGGCUGUGGCGUCAGGGGCAGAGGUCUCGGGGAGUUCAUUGGGUGUGUCGGCCAGCUCCUCGGCAAGCGGCGCCGCCUCACGACAGUAUCCACGGCAACGCAUCACUCGCGUCAACCUCAGGGACUUCAUCUUCUACAUGGAGCAGGACCGGGAAACUGCUCGCUCACUGCUGCUGUACCGCGCCCUGCUCAAGUAGCAACCCCCCCCCCC